Solanum dulcamara is the source of this 513-nucleotide messenger RNA. RefSeq lists its product as uncharacterized. The transcript has 2 exons. The record is from RefSeq and is a predicted model, not a curated record. Bases 1 to 513 code for a protein of 170 amino acids. NCBI's taxonomy places the organism in Eukaryota, Viridiplantae, Streptophyta, Magnoliopsida, Solanales, Solanaceae.
AUGUCGGGAUAUGCCAAGUUUAUGAAGGAUGUUAUCACAAAUAAGAGAAUGGUAAGCUUUCAACCAGUCGAUAACUUGCAUCAUUGUAUUGCAAUCGCCACUCGCUCUCUCGUGAAAAAGAAAGAGGACCUAGACGCAUUCACCAUACCAUUUACCAUUGGGGUAUUCAACUUUGCAAAAGCAUUUUGUGACUUGGGUGCUAAUCGUACUGUGAAGAAGCUUGUAGGCAUUAUUUAUGAUAUUCUAGUGAAGGUCGAAUCCUUCAUAUUCCUUGCUGACUUUAUCAUUCUUGACUGCGAGGUAGACUUUGAUAUUCUUAUCAUUUUGGAUAGACUAUUUUUGGCAACCAAAUGUGGUUUGGUAGAUAUGCAAACUGGCCAGCUAAAGUUUCUACUAAAUAAUAAAAAGGUGAUCUUUGAUAUAUGCCGAGAAAUGAAGCAUCACAAUGAUCUACAAGUUGUUUCCAUAAUUGAUGUUGUCGAUAAUUUGCAACCAGAAAUACCUAUUAAAUAG